Molecule: messenger RNA, 513 nt
Organism: Vitis vinifera (wine grape)
Lineage: Eukaryota; Viridiplantae; Streptophyta; Magnoliopsida; Vitales; Vitaceae
Product: transcription factor MYB93-like
Exons: 2
Coding region: 1-513 (170 amino acids)
Source: RefSeq, a predicted model, not a curated record
AUGGCAAGACCACAGGAGCAGAGACGGCCAUGGACCCUAGAAGAAGACAAUAAGCUCAAAGAAUUUAAGCUCAAAUUCCCUAAUGAAUCUUGGGGAAAGAUCGCAGAGCUGGCGGAGCUGGACAGGACUGAUAAGAGGUGUUGGGAGAGGUGGAAUAACUAUCUGAAGCCUGGUAUCAACAAAGCGGACUUCUCUAAAGAGGAUGAUAACAUCAUCAUCCACCAAAUGUCGCUUCCUCAGAAUAGCUGGGCAUCUAUGGCAAAAUAUCAUCUUCUUGGGCGAUCUCAUAAUGAUAUCAAGAAUCGCUGGAACAACCACUUGAAGAAGAGGCAAGCGACUAUAAGUGACCUUAGGCAACACCUUCUCUACCUAGAGGAACAACUUCUCAUGGAUGAUGAGACUAGUGAUUACUCUGUCCGCGGGGAUGACCUUGAGGCUUUGGUGGCCGAGUUUGCUUCUUUGAUUCCCAACGUUGAUCCAAAUGCAAGUUCAAUCCCUAAACACACCAGCUGA